Messenger RNA from Rhincodon typus (whale shark), 5730 nucleotides. Its product is annotated as zinc finger protein 501-like. The transcript has 3 exons. Gene Ontology annotation, cellular component: nucleus. The record is from RefSeq and is a predicted model, not a curated record. Gene Ontology annotation, biological process: regulation of transcription by RNA polymerase II. The coding region runs from base 350 to 1312 and encodes 320 amino acids. Lineage: Eukaryota; Metazoa; Chordata; Chondrichthyes; Orectolobiformes; Rhincodontidae. Gene Ontology annotation, molecular function: RNA polymerase II cis-regulatory region sequence-specific DNA binding; DNA-binding transcription factor activity, RNA polymerase II-specific.
GACCCGCCCCUGACCCUCUCUCCGUGUCCCCAUAUCUCCAUGCCCCAGAGCCUCAGUCCCCAUCCACUGACACUCAGUCCCCACCCCCAUCCGCCGCCAUGUUCCUGCUCUCCGGGGGCAGUGCUCGUUGUGUGUGUUGAUGCUCGCGGUUCUCGGGUAGAAUAACGUCUCCGAAGUAGAGAUACAUCAGGAAAUGGAAGGGAGACGUGAACUUUGGAAAAUCGCACUCACCAGAGAAGUGGAACUGAGCGAAGUGUUUGAGCUGCAGGAUGCCAAAUCUUGAUGGACUACUUCUCCCUAGAGUAAGAAACACGGUGUGUACAUGUGCACUUUGGAUUGAAGGAUCAACAUGGAAGUUCAGGAUGAAAGGCAAAUCCUCAAGAACAAUGGGCAGCAACUUCAGCAGCAGAUUAGACUCAGACCGUUGACACCUGGACAUGGGGGGCUGGAGGUCCUGUGCUGCAAAGUGUGUGGAAAGGGUUUCCGCUGGCCCAGCCUACUGGACACACACCUCCGCAUUCAUACUGGAGACAAGCCCUUCGAGUGUGCCGUGUGCCAGAUGCGUUUCUACACAUCCAGCGAGGUCACCAAGCACCAGCGAUUUCACACAGGUGAGAAACCUUUUGAGUGCUCGGUGUGCACAAAGCGCUUCCACACAUCCAGCAACCUGGUGCAGCAUCACAAAGUCCAUACUGGUGAGAAGCCGCACAAGUGCGCAGUCUGCAGCAAGAGCUUCUCCCGCUCCUGUGACCUGAGCAAGCACAGACGCAUUCACACGGGGGAGAAGCCAUUCGGCUGUGGAGUGUGCGGCAAGUGCUUCCACACGUCCAGCAACCUCGUCCAGCACCGGCAGGUCCACGCCGCUGAGAGGCCCUUUGAGUGCAAUGUGUGUGCAAAGCGAUUCUACACCUCCAGCCUCCUGACACAGCACCAGAAAAUUCACACCGGUGAGAAGCCGUUCGAGUGCACGGUUUGCCGGAAGCGCUUUUACCGAUCAGGCUACCUCAUUGAGCACCAGCGCACCCAUACGGGAGAGAAAAAGUUCGAGUGCACCGUGUGUGGUAAAAGGUUUCACACGUCGAGCAAUCUGAACAAGCACGUGAAAAUCCAUACCGGGGAGAAACCAUUCAAAUGCUCACUGUGUGACAAGAGGUUUUAUACAUCCAGUAACCUAACACAGCAUCAGCAGAUCCACACAGGGGAGAAGGCAUUCAAAUGCAGUGUCUGCAAGAAGCGGUUUAAAAGUUUCAGGUACUUGCUGCAGCAUCAAAUGAAGCACGCCGGGGACACAGCGUCGAACGUACUGGAUUAAACUCUGCCUCGCAGUCUGUGCAUUUUCUGCCAACACAGGGAGCUGCUUUGAUGUUUUGACUCUGGUCCUCUUCCUUUCCCCAGUCUUUAUGAAACAGUGGUGGUGAAUCACAGGGUCAGUCGGUUCUCAAUCCCAGAGUCUCCUGCCCCAUCGCUUCUCAUGAUUAAGUUUGGACACCAAGAUUAGUACUGUUGGAGAGGGAAGCUAGCAUUUAAGAUCAUGGGCAGAUGGGGCAUUGACCACUUUUCAUGUGAAAAACUGAUCAGCCAUCCUUUGAUGCCAUGCACCUCGAUGAAGGGUCAUAAUUUGUAGCAAAUGGGAUAUCUGUGUUUCAGUUGUCAGCAUGAGCGAGUCUGUGAUCACUCCACAACUCUCCACAAUAGCCCUACCUCCUAUUCUAUCUCAGACAUCCAUCCAGAUUUCCCAUUUUCAGAAACAAAAUUUAAGCUUACCCCCCACACCCCCACCUCAACCCUAAAGUAGCAUCUCGGAUUUCCAGAGGAUUAUCCAAGCAGGUUCUACUGACAUAUCUUUGUGUGGAUACUGAGUGCUCAACAACUGUUCAUUCAAUAUUCUUUCUUAGGAAGCAUUUAAACUGUUGGAAUUCCCAAUGUCUUGCCCUCCUAUAUCUCUCCCCAUAAUCCUAGCACUUAGAUAGAAACUUAUUAUUACUGUCUGGUUCACUAAAUAUUCCCUGAUUGGUUCACGCGUGUGUUUUCCUAUCUCUCGAGAUUCAAGCCCAUUUCACGUUCUCUAGUUCCCCUUUCUGUGCCUAACAAUCCUGAUAGCCCGAAUUUACAAUCAUAGAGUCAUGGAGAUGUACAGCAUGGAGACGGAUCUUUUGGUCCAACUCGUUCAUGCUGACCAGAUAGCCUAAAUAAAUCUAGUCCCAUUUGCCAGCAUUUGGCUCGUAUCCCUCUAAACUUUUCCUGUUCAUAUACCCAUCCAGAUGCCUUUAAAAUGCUGUAAUUGUACCAACCUCCACCGCUUCCCCGGUACCUUAAACCUAUGCCCUCUAGUUUUGCAACCCCCACCCCGGAGGAAAGACCUUGAUUUUAUCCUAUAAGACCACCCGUUGGCCUCCGACACUCCAAGAAAAAUAGCCCCAAUCUAUUCAGCCUCUUCUAUAGUUCAAACCCUCCAACGUCUGGCACCGUCUUUGUAAAUCUUUUCUGAACCCUUUCAAGUUUCAUAACAUCCUUCUUACAGCAGGGAGACCAGAAUUGUACAGUAUUCCAAAAGUGGCCAAACCAAUGUCCUGUGCAGCUGCCACAUGAUCUCUGAAUUCCUAUACUCCAUGCACUGACCAACAAAGGAAAGCAUAUCAAAAUGCCUUUUUCACAUCAUUUCUAUUUUCCUGCCACUGUCCCAGGAUUUACUCCGUCUUAAAACAUCUGACAGUCCCUGCUUACACCCCACCCUCCUCCGAAUGUACUGUCACUUGUAAAUGAGAGCUUUGCCGUUCCUGAUGCUGUUAAGGAUGCUCCCAUUUGAGUUAUGGCCUUGAUCGAAGGACAUGUUUGAGGACUGAGACUCUUUCUCUUUAAUCACAUGUCCGUGUUUGCUUCCUCAAAUCAUGGUGGUGCUGUUGCUGGUGGUUCAGCACUUGUGUGUAAAUUGUUGCUUAGACUGCCCACCUAGUCCUACAUUUGCCUUUAAAAUUCUUGGUCGGUCCAGCCUCCUCCUCUCCUCCACCAACUGAGUAUUACACUAGGUUUCUCCCCGAAAUAUCCUCUGCACCCUGGAAUUUCCAACUAUCUAGCCAUCGAUCUCGAUUCAUCCAGCUGCUAAUUUACUAAGUGGUGCCUUCCACACCGUCUUUGAUGCCCUUCCUCUCACUAAAAUUGUUACAAUUUUCUAACCUUGUUGAUUCACCACCUUUGCCUUCUUACGUCUGAAAGAGCUUUAGGUUUAAAUGUCUCUAACAAUCAAUUUUUUGGCCCGUUGCUGAAAUCUGCCUGGAUACAGCGAUCACUAAAUUUGUCAAAUGUUAACGUUGUUUAAUGAUUACUCAGGCAGAUGAAAAUGACACCAGCUUUACUUAAAAAAACACUGAACAGGAAUAGGCCAUUCAGCCCUUCGGGCCAACUUCCCCAUUCAAAUGAUCAUGGUUGAUCAUCCAACCUAGUACUCUGUUCCUAUUUUCUCCCAAUGCCAUUUGAUCCCUUUAGGCCCAAAAACUAUAUCUAACUCCUUCUUGAAAACAUUCAAUGUUUUGGCCUCUGCCACUUUCUGUGGCAGAAAACUCCACAGACUCACCACUUUUUGGGUGAAGAGAUUUCUCCUUAUCUCAAUCCUAAAUGGCCCAUCCCAUAUCCUUAGUCCGUGAGCCCUGGUUCUGGACUCCCCAGUCAUAGAGAACAUCGUCCCUGUGUUUACUAUGUCUGGUCCUGUUAGAAGUUUAUUGCAAACAGCAUCUACCCCACUUCUGCAUCCAUUGCUAUGUCUUUGCCCACUUCUGGAGGAGGUUGUGAUCCUUUCGUUGCAACAAUUGAGAACACAUGGCUUACCAUGUAAACCUACUUUGAGGUUAACCCUUCCUCAGCUAUCAGUUUGUAUUGUUUCUGAGUUUUCAUCAAUUUUUCCAUUUUUUAGGAGUUGGGAUGUUAUAUUACAGCUGUUCAGGACAACGGUGAGGCCACUUGUAGAAUACAGCGUACAGUUCUGGUCACCUUUCUAUAGGAAGGAUGUUAAACCUGAAAGUUAUCAGAAAAUAUUUACAAAGAUGUUGCUGGGACUGGAGGGUUUAAGCGAAAGGGAGAGGCUGAAUAGGCUGGAGAUUUUGUCCCUGGAGUGUUGGAGGCUGAGGGUGAACAGUUAAAGGUUUAUAAAAUCAUGACAGGAUAGGAUGAAUAGUCAAGGUAUCUUUCCUAGGAUGGGGGAGUCCACAACCAGAGAGGGCAUAGGUUUAAGGUGAGAGGGGAAAGAUUUAAAAAGGACCAGUGGGCAACUUUUUCAUGCAGAGAGUGGUGCGUGUAGAAUAAGCUGCCAGAGGAAGUGGUGGAACUUGGUACAAUUACAACAUUUAAAAGGCAUCUGGAUGGGUACAUGAAUAGGAAGGGUUUAGAGGAAUAUGGGUCAGAUGCUGGCAAAUUGUACUAGGUCACAAUUUAGGAUAUCUGGUCAGUGCAGAUUAGAUGGACUGAAGGGCUUGUUUCUGUGCUGAAUGACUUUAUGGGAAUGAUAUAAAGGUUAACAGUGAGGGUGGGAGGACAGGGGCACACCGGGGAUAGGGGAUUGAUCUGCAGAAUUGGAGAUAUGACACAGAUGGUCCUUGGGUUAUGAACAUGCAUUCCAGUAUUUUUAUUUGGUUUUCCGAACUUUGAGGCCUCUGCCACAAACUCCAUUCUCUACUGACUCCACCUCUGUCCCUUGCAACUAUCUGAGGCGAAGAAUUCCUGUCCUAUUGGACUCUGAGACAUGCUUUCCUCUGUAAUAUUGCUGAAUUCCAUUAUAACUUACGCUGGUCUGCUGGAACCCUCCUUCAUGUCUUUGUAUCUAAACUUGCUAUUCCUACAUUCUAUAAAUUCAGAAGUCACGCAAGAUUCUGCUCAUGUCCCUGUAUCACAACAAAUUCUGUUGACUGUCCCGUAUGCUCACUAACCUACAGUGGUAGUGAAACAAAUGUGAAGACUUUAUAUUUUUCUUUUUCUGUAUUUUUGAUUGUUUACUGAGAUGGGAAAAGGAUUGGUUUAAAAUCCUAGGAUUAUGGAAGUGAUACUGCACUUUUUAAGGGCGAGUAACUUGACUGUCAAAUCGUAAAUGCCGUUGACUCAACUGUUUGCUCUUCCAGUUACAAAUAAGCUGGAGCCAGGGGUGUGUGCAAAUGGAGAUUUGGCCAGCAACAAGUAACUGAUUGGUCUGUGGGCUAGUCCCUAGCAAUGGCCUUCUGUCUACAAAAGCAAUGUGAUUGGCUCCCAAGUAGCCGAACAGGUUAUAGGUGUGAGCAUUUUGGGGAAAGCAAUUGGAUCUCUGGAAAAGAAAGAGACUGCGUCUUUUACUUUGUAGGAAAAACCAUCUCAAGCCAGGUAAAAGAACUAGUUCAUUUUUCUCUUGUCAGUUGCUGCAAGCUGUAGUUUUAAGUAAGUCAGCGGUUUUUCAAGUUGUGAGCCAGCUGCCACAUCCUUCCUGCAAGUGACUGAAAGAACCUGGAGAAUGUAGCUCAAGGACCAGUCUCCUAACAAACCAAGAGGAUCAACACAGCGAACCCUGGGAAUAGGGGCCAUUGAACUGCUUUUGCAGUCUUUACCUCUACCUAUGAAGCUGUUUUUUUUGUCUGCAUGUGUAGGAGGAAUCUAUGGGGGAGAAGGGAUUAGAGUUUUAACAAUACUGGUUAUAUGUUGACAGUUCAUAAUGCAGUAUCUGUAGAUAGAAUGUAUUUAUUUGUAAUAAAUUGUAAUUCUUGUUACAUACAGAAA